AUGGAUCUGCUGGAAGACUUUGACAACGACCCUCCAUUGCGUGGCUGGUCCAUGAAGCGCGGCCACCGCAAGCGCUUGGAAGCAGCACGCUGCCGGAAAGGGCGUGACAAGGAUGUUGGACUUGGCCGCUCAGUGGUCAAGCGCAGUGUCCACUCCGGCACUCGCAGAUGGGGUGAUCCAGACUACUGGGGCAAGUAUGGAAGUGACUACCUGCCGCAGACCCGCAGGAACAACUUGAGACGCCGCAUGUAUGAAGAGGUCUUUGAGGUCGAGGAGAUGCUGACAGAGUGCGAUUGCCUGACCGAUGAGGAGCAUGAAGAUGUCCCUGCCCUGACUCUGGAAUGCUGGCUGGAUGUGGAGAUGCAGAAGUUGGAUGACCUCGAGGUCGCAUCCACAUGCACGUCCACAACGGCUGAUGUCGACUACGCAUCCACCGUCUCCGACUUUCUGUCCUGCUCUGAGGCCUCCGCUGCCCCUUGCGUCGCGGAUGUCCCGCCCCUCUUGUGGCAGGCAGCGCUGAUCCGCGCAGAGCUCAGCGCCAUCCAAUACCGACUUCGAGAAGACACCAAGACGGUGCCCGAUCUCAAGACGGAAAAGCUCGAAGAGAAGCCAAAGAGCGAGGAUGAGAAGUUCUUUGAUGAGUUGGCCCGUACACAUCAGGUUCAUGUCGAAUAUGAUGAAAAGAGUCUGUCAGACUCAGCAUCUCGCUUCGAGAAGAUGCGGUGGCAAUUCUUGAAAGAAUUUGGGCACUCCAUCUGUAGACCUGUUGCAGAAGGCUAUGGAACCACAUGGACCCUGAAGCCUACGCCGCUCAACGAGAGCGUACAGCAGAAAUUUCUGGAUGCAUGCAGUUGUUCGGAGAAGGAGGAGCUGCAACCAGCACUGCAUGGCACAAGCCAGGCGAACCUUUCCUCCAUUUAUGCUCGAGGCCUACUUAUUCCUGGCAAGCAGAAUGGCAUCAAGGUUGUUCAUGGGGCCGUGCAUGGAGUGGGCAUCUACACUGCUUAUGUUCACCAUGCAAGCCUAUCUUUCGGAUACUCGUCUGGCAGCUUGAGACCCCUGCUAGUGUGUGGUGUGCUUGACAAGAAGAAGGGAGACAGCUUCACUGGCUGGGCGGGAGAUGUGGCCUAUGUUGACCGCGCCCGCAUUUUCUUCAAGGAAGAGUUGGUGGCACCCCUGUUCGAGGCAACGGCUUCGUGCAGUGCAGCUAUUGGUGCUACGGUUGUUCCAUCUCGCCCUCCAGCACCGGGGCCCAUCAAGCGAAAGACCAUUCGCCCCGAGUGGGUGGUGGUGAAGAAGCCCAAGGGACCCGGGCCGCGGACACGGCUAAGGAGAGCAGCUACUAACCUGCACUCUGCGCUGAGGUUUCUCACCCGGCGCGCAGCGCGCAAGCGGCAAGCAUGA
This is a messenger RNA of Symbiodinium pilosum, 1404 nucleotides long. Lineage: Eukaryota; Dinophyceae; Suessiales; Symbiodiniaceae. The record is from the annotation of a GenBank genome assembly.